Neomonachus schauinslandi (Hawaiian monk seal) is the source of this 3339-nucleotide messenger RNA. It is a transcript of the gene GUCY2D, whose product is annotated as guanylate cyclase 2D, retinal. Bases 1 to 3339 code for a protein of 1112 amino acids. Gene Ontology annotation, molecular function: ATP binding; peptide receptor activity; protein kinase activity. Gene Ontology annotation, biological process: protein phosphorylation; cGMP biosynthetic process; intracellular signal transduction. Lineage: Eukaryota; Metazoa; Chordata; Mammalia; Carnivora; Phocidae. The record is from RefSeq and is a predicted model, not a curated record. The transcript has 18 exons.
AUGAGCGCGUGCGCCCUCCUCGAGGGUGCGCUUCGGGACACCGGGCUCAGCGCCCCCGCGCCGUGGGCUCCAUCCCCGCCCCGCGUCCCCCGGGCCCUGCCCUGGCCCCGGCCCCGGCCCCGGCUCCGGCUCCUGCUGCUGCUGCUUCUCCUGCCGCCCUCCGUCCUCUCGGCCGUCUUCACAGUGGGGGUGCUGGGCCCCUGGGCCUGCGACCCCAUCUUCGCGCGCGCCCGCCCGGACCUGGCCGCCCGCCUGGCCGCCGCCCGCCUGACCCGCGACCCGGCGCUGGGAGGCGGCCCCCGCUUCGAGGUCACGCUGCUGCCGGAGCCGUGCCGGACGCCGGGCUCCCUGGGGGCGGUGUCCUCCGCGCUGGGCCGCGUCUCGGGCCUCGUGGGGCCGGUGAACCCCGCAGCCUGCCGGCCGGCCGAGCUCCUGGCGCAAGAGGCGGGCGUGGCGCUGGUGCCCUGGGGCUGCCCCGGGACGCGGGCGGCGGGCACGACGGCCCCCGCCGGGACGCCUGCGGCGGACGCCCUCUACGCUCUCCUCCGCGCCUUCCGCUGGGCGCGCGUGGCCCUGGUCACCGCGCCGCAGGACCUGUGGGUGGAGGCGGGCCGCGCGCUGUCCGCCGCGCUCAGGGCCCGGGGUCUGCCCGUGGCCCUGGUGACCACCAUGGAACCCUCAGACCUGUCGGGAGCCCGGGAGGCCCUGAGGAGGGUCCAGGACGGGCCCAGAGUCAGUGCAGUGAUCAUGGUGAUGCACUCGGUGUUGCUGGGCGGCGAGGAGCAGCGCUGCUUACUGCAGGCGGCGGAAGAGCUGGGCCUGGCCGAUGGCUCCCUGGUCUUCCUGCCCUUCGACACGCUCCACUACGCCUUGUCCCCGGGCCCGGGGGCCUUGGCCGCGCUCGCCAACAGCUCACAGCUUCGUAGGGCCCACGAUGCAGUGCUCACCCUCACGCGUCACUGUCCCCCGGGAAGCAGCGUGAUGGACAGCCUGAGCAGGGCCCAGGAGCACCAGGAGCUGCCCUCUGACCUCAACCUGGAGCAGGUGUCCCCACUCUUCGGCACCAUCUACGACGCGGUCUUCCUGCUGGCGGGGGGCGUGGCGCGGGCGCGGGCGGCCGCAGGGGGCGGCCGGGUGUCCGCAGAGGCGGUGGCCCGCCACAUGCAAGAUGCCCAGGUGCCCGGCUUCUGCGGGGCCCUGGGAGGAGCCGAGGAGCCCCCAUUCGUGCUGCUGGACACGGAUGCGGCGGGGGACCGGCUCUUCGCCACCUACAUGCUGGACCCCACCCGGGGCUCCCUCCGCUCGGCUGGGACCCCGGUGCAUUUCCCUAGAGGCAGAGGAGCACCUGGGCCCGACCCGUCGUGCUGGUUCGAGCCAGACAUCAUCUGCAACGGAGGAGUGGAGCACCGCCUCGUCUUUAUCGGCUUCCUCCUGGUGGUUGGGAUGGGGCUGAUGGGGGCCUUCCUGGCCCAUUAUGUGAGGCAUCGGCUACUUCACAUCCAAAUGGUCUCUGGCCCCAACAAGAUCAUCCUGACUCUGGACGAUAUCACCUUUCUCCACCCGCAAGGCGGCAGCACGCGAAAGGUGGUCCAGGGGAGCCGAACGAGUCUGGCCGCCCGCAGCACGUCAGACGUUCGCAGCGUCCCCAGCCAGCCCUCGGAUAGCUCCAACAUUGGUCUCUAUGAGGGAGACUGGGUUUGGUUGAAGAAAUUCCCCGGGGAUCACAUAGCUAUCCGCCCAGCAACCAAGGCAGCCUUCUCCAAGCUCCGGGAGCUCCGGCAGGAGAACGUGGCCCUCUACCUGGGUCUCUUCCUCGGCGGCGGCGGCGGAGCGGGUGGCUCGGCGGCCGCGGGGGAAGGCAUGCUGGCUCUGGUCUCAGAGCACUGCACCCGGGGCUCCCUCCACGACCUCCUCGCCCACAGAGACAUCAAGCUGGACUGGAUGUUCAAGUCCUCCCUCCUCCUGGACCUCAUCAAGGGAAUGAGGUAUCUGCACCAUCGAGACGUGGCCCACGGGCGGCUUAAGUCGCGGAACUGCGUGGUGGACGGGAGGUUCGUGCUCAAAGUCACGGACCACGGCCUCGGGCGACUGCUGGAAGCGCAGAGGGUGUUAGUGGAGCCUCCCAGCGCGGAGGACCAGCUAUGGACAGCCCCGGAGCUGCUUCGCGACCCGGCCCUGGAGCGCAGGGGGACGCUGGCUGGUGACGUCUUCAGCCUGGGCAUCAUCAUGCAGGAGGUCGUGUGUCGCAGCGCCCCCUACGCCAUGCUGGAGCUGACUGCCGAGGAAGUGGUGCAGAGGGUGCGGAGCCCCCCUCCACUGUGUCGGCCCUCUGUGUCCAUGGACCAGGCGCCCAUGGAGUGCAUCCAGCUGAUGAAGCAAUGCUGGGCAGAGCAGCCAGAACUUCGGCCCUCCUUGGACCGCAUCUUCGACCAGUUCAAAAGCAUCAACAAGGGCCGGAAAAUGAACAUCAUUGACUCGAUGCUGAGGAUGCUGGAGCAGUACUCCAGUAACCUGGAGGACCUGAUCGGGGAGCGCACAGAAGAGCUGGAGCUGGAGAAGCAGAAGACCGACCGGCUGCUCACGCAGAUGCUGCCACUUUCCGUGGCCGAGGCCCUGAAGAUGGGGACACCUGUGGAGCCCGAGUAUUUUGAGGAGGUGACGCUCUACUUCAGCGACAUCGUGGGCUUCACCACCAUCUCAGCCAUGAGCGAGCCCAUCGAGGUGGUGGAUCUGCUCAACGACCUCUACACGCUCUUCGACGCCAUCAUUGGCUCCCACGACGUCUAUAAGGUGGAGACAAUUGGGGACGCCUACAUGGUGGCCUCGGGGCUGCCCCAGCGGAACGGGCAGCGGCACGCCGCCGAGAUCGCCAACAUGGCUCUGGACAUCCUCAGCGCCGUGGGCUCCUUCCGAAUGCGCCACAUGCCCGAAGUGCCCGUGCGCAUCCGCAUCGGCCUGCACUCGGGCCCGUGCGUGGCGGGCGUGGUGGGCCUCACCAUGCCGCGGUACUGCCUGUUUGGGGACACGGUCAACACCGCCUCGCGCAUGGAGUCCACCGGGCUGCCUUACCGUAUCCACGUGAACGUGAGCACCGUGCGGAUUCUCCACGAUCUGGACCAGGGCUUCCAGACGGAGGUGCGAGGCCGCACCGAGCUGAAGGGCAAGGGCGCUGAAGACACCUACUGGCUGGUGGGCAGACGCGGCUUCAACAAGCCCAUCCCACAACCGCCUGACCUGCAACCGGGGGCCAGCAGCCAUGGCAUCAGUCUGGAGGAGAUCCCCCUGGAUCGGCGACAGAAGCUGAAGAAGGCGAGGCCGGGCCUGUUCUCUGGGAAGUGA